CUGCCCCUUCCCCAGUAUGUGCAUUGGGACCUACCGAACGGGAGCACUUCAGAUGUUAACAAGUUGUUGAAAAUGCAGGCAACUCCUUUCCUAAAAAGAAUUCUAAUGCAUCUGGAUGUAGAUGUCCUUGGGGGGUGGGUGAAGAAAAGGAAAACAGCAAAACAGAAGUUGCUCAGAGAAAGAAGAGCUUUUAAUACAGUAGCAUGAAUAGACACUUAUAAGGUAAGAUUUCAAUAUCACACUUAAAAAUACCUAAGUCAAUUAAUACAACUCCAAAUUAAGAUAUGCCAUCAUUAAUGUAUUUUUUUUUUUUUUUGGCAACAAGUGAGUCAAUAUUUAAGUAGAAUCCUGAAUCUAAGGGGUGUGGAGAAGUUCCCCUUUGUAAAGUUACUAGGUUCAAAAUACAUGAAAAGAAGUGGGCAUAUUGCCCAUAGCUGUGGAACAUUCUGGACAUUUAGCAUUCAGUUGAUUGGAACAGAGAGCUCUCCAGUUUAAGACUGGGGUUCAUGCCAAGAUCUUAUCUCCAGAAAGUAAAAGGGACCCAAAAGUUGAAAAGAAAAGCAAAAGAAAAGCCAAACACGCUGCAAUAGGACCCAGUCAGAACGAAUCCAGCACUUCCCACCUUGUCUCCAACAUAGAGGAACACUUGGAACUAGGAUCAACUAUGGUGAUGCCUUCAUCAAAGAAACCUGAAGACACACUCACCAAAUCACCUGACAUCGUAACAACACAGUCGUUUCAGGAAGAGCAUAAACUUCCAGAACUUUCAACAGCCAACAGGUGCCCAGUUGUAAGUGAACCACAGACUCCUCAGGGGCUUCCAAUGACAGGCUACAGCAGCCUCCAGACUCCCCUGGAGCCUCCAGAAACAUCACACAUCAUAUUAACAACAUCCCAGGGUCCUUCAGCACCAUUUUCCACCAGCGAUCGGACUUCUCAGGUGUCUCCAGUGAUGGCCUCCAGCAGCAUCCGCACCUCUCAGGUAACUUCAUUGGUUUCUUGUAGUCAUCAAGGUCCCCUGAAGUAUCAAAAAACAGUGCCUAAAACUGUCCCAGUCUUUCAAGAAAGCCCAGCAACAGCGACCAGGGUUGUCCAGACCUCUUGGAUGCCUAAAGCAACAGUGCACAGCAGCGACCAGGCCUCUCAAGUUACUCCAGCAACAAUGACCAGUGGUUGUAAUAGUCUUCUGAUGUCUGCAGCAGCACUAUCUGGCAGUUACAAUACUCCUCAGCUCACCCCAGCAACAGUGCACAGCAGCAACCAGGCCUCUCAGGUGACUCCAGCAACAGUGUCCAGCAGUGUCCAGGCCUUUCUGGCAACAACAACCAGUGGUGAUAAUAGGCCUCAUGUGUCUGCUGCAAAAGUAUCUGACAGUUACAGUACCCCUCGGGUCACCCCAGCAGCAGAACCCAGGAGAGUCCAGGCCUCUCAAGUGAUGCCAGCAACAACAACCAGUGGUUACAAUAGCCAUCAAGUGUCUGCAGCAACAGGAUCUGGCAGUUAUAAUACCUCUCAGGUCACUCCAACAUCAAUGCCUAGCAGCUUUAAUCCUCCUCCACAGUCUCCAGCAUCAUGGCCCAGCAACUCUAGUAUGCAACAGGUGUCUUUGGCAACAACAUCCAGAAGUUCCUCUGCUAGUUUGGUGUCUCCAGCAACACCAUUCAAGAAACCAAGACUGAAGAACGUACCUAAGCAGCCUUCUCAGGAAGAUGGUCCCCAAGAAGGUCCCAAACAAGUGAUGGUAUUAAAGGCAACAGAACUAUUUACAUAUGACAUGAGAGAAAAUAAAAUGAUGUUUCAUGCCACAGUGGCCACUGAGACUGAAUUCUUCAGAGUGAAGGUUUUUGUCGUAAUCCUAAAGAAGAAGUUCAUCCCCAACAACGUCAUUGUCAUCUCAGAUUACACUGGCCACAAUGGUUUUCUAGAAAUAUACAGAGCCUCCAGCGUAUCUGAUGUGAAAGGCACCAAUAUGAUGGAUAUUCCAGUUUCCCUGAGACAAAGAGCCAAUGCAACACCUAAAAUCAAUACUAUUUGUUCACAAAGAGUGGGGACAUUUGUGAAUGGAGUGUUUUCCGUGUAUGCGAAAAUAGUGAACGAUGAAUUCAUUUACUACGGAAUAGAAGACAACACAGGGAAGAUGGAAGUGGUGGUACACGGACAAUUUACCAAUAUGUACUGUGAGCCAGGAGACAAGCUUAGACUCUUCUGCUUUGAGUUGAGCUCAUGUGUGGAUACGUGGCAGCUGAGAUCUGGGAGGCACAGUUACUUGCAGGACCACAAGUCAAACAUUCCUAACGCCCUCCCAAACACCUGCAUCAGGCAUGCCCUCUGUGCCUUCCUCCUAACCAACUGUGCACCGAUGUCUUCCACUCAAUUCCUGCCUUCGAUCCUGCGAUUUCUCCUUCCCUACCAUUGCUCCACCAUAUUGCCUGCUCUUCUAUCUGUGCUCAGGCCUGGCAGGGUGCAACUAGCUCAUUUUACGCUCUCAAGAAGUGGGAGCCAAGUUGAUUCAAAGGAUAGAGAUUCGAUAAAGGAGUUAGGUAAAGAAAGAUAAGUGAUUCAUAGGGGCAGUGUGAAUAAAGAGGAGUGUGACCAGCUUCAUCUCAGCUAACCUGAUUUCAUCCUUGUCU
Alexandromys fortis (reed vole) is the source of this 2630-nucleotide messenger RNA. RefSeq names its product inteferon-activable protein 208-like. Bases 665 to 2554 code for a protein of 629 amino acids. The record is from RefSeq and is a predicted model, not a curated record. Gene Ontology annotation, cellular component: nucleoplasm; cytosol. Gene Ontology annotation, biological process: cellular response to interferon-beta; activation of innate immune response. The transcript has 6 exons. Gene Ontology annotation, molecular function: double-stranded DNA binding. Lineage: Eukaryota; Metazoa; Chordata; Mammalia; Rodentia; Cricetidae.